Molecule: messenger RNA, 2036 nt
Organism: Pungitius pungitius (ninespine stickleback)
Lineage: Eukaryota; Metazoa; Chordata; Actinopteri; Perciformes; Gasterosteidae
Product: somatomedin-B and thrombospondin type-1 domain-containing protein
Exons: 5
Coding region: 227-1021 (264 amino acids)
Source: RefSeq, a predicted model, not a curated record
AAGGGGCGGUGUCCAACACAAGGAUAGAAGAGAGCUGGUGCGCACACGGACUCCACCUUUACGGAUCGGUUGUUUGCGUCAAGGAGUCAAAGCCGAAUUUACCUGGGAUUUGGAUCUACUGGGUCUUUACCACGUAAAUCAGCACCACGCGGACUGUGUGUGCGCGCGUCCUGCCGUGUGCGUGCGUGUGAGCAAGUUGAGGACCACCGGUGGCAACUUCUCCGCCAUGGGAGCGCGUGGAUGGAGCUCGCCGCACCUCUGUUGCUUUGUGGUUUGGGGAUAUCUCGCGUUUUUCUGCGGGGGAAUCGUCCCGCGGGCCGAGGCCGGCUGCGGGGAAAGAGAGAGCCCCAACUGCUGCACGGGCCGGAACAACGAAUGCUUCGAAUACAGCGAGAGGAAGACGGCGUGCUACUGCGAUACCUACUGUCAAAAAACCGGAGACUGCUGCGAGGACUAUCGGCGCGUGUGCCAAAUGUCUGCAGCCAUUGAUUGUGUGGUGGGCUCGUGGGGCCCCUGGUCACCGUGCACAUCGCCGUGCGGCGUUGGCAGCACGGAGAGGAUUCGCCAAGUGUCCGUCCCCCCAAGGAAUGGAGGCACGCCUUGUCCAGACCUCAAACAGCGCAGGGGAUGCUUCGGCAACAACGCCAUAUGCAGCAGUGCCAAAGAGGUGGCAAAGAUCCUACCGGAUUCUUUUAAGAGGAACUUCAAGGACCCUUGGCGUCGACCUCACAUGCUGAUGAAGGAGGAGAAGGCCAGCUACUGCGUGUAUCUGCGGGUGAAGCAGGCCAGCGCAGCCUGUAAACUCAAACUGUGGAGCGCCCAGCUGGUGAGAGAGAGGCUGGUCUGUGCCGAGUGUCAGAGUGAUGCCAUGUCAAAGUCCGACCGCUGUGGAGGCGACGGCUUGGAGAGCACCAGAACCUUCUGGGCGGCGGCCUCGGUGCCGGGCUGUCAUGGUUCCUGGGUGCGAGAGUUGUCCUCUGAAGGAUGCCGGUGUCCCCCCUACUCUGUUCUCUUUGUUUGAGACGAUGCGCGACCACACGCCUACAGCGGAAGACCAAGCCAGACACAACAGCCACCAUCAGCACCACCCCCCCCCCCCCACGCAGCCCCUUCCCAUCCUGAUUAGCGGACGGGUAAACUCAAGGAGAUCAGCAGCAUCCUGCCACUGCUCCCCCCUCUCAUCAUACUCUGUACUGUACACAUUAUUAGCUAAGCACACUGAAGGUCUGUCCUUUAACUACUAUAGCCACAUUUUGUACUUAUCCUCCCUUUGAAAGCACAGCAGCAUCCAUGUACCUUUGUUGUUUUUCUUUUUACCUCUGAAUCUCUGCUAUCUACCUCCAUCAAUUCCAGUGCAUUUGUUAUUGCAUAAUGUAUAAAUAUAUAAAUAUAUUAUUUUGCUUUAUACAUUUUCUACCUUUGAGCGUUUGUGUAAUGUACGUGUACUUGUAUAUCCACACUUAUUGUAUCCAACAGUCGAAAAACACCAAAUGGCAGAAGCCCUCAGCCAGCCGCCCCUUAAAUGGAGACACUUCAUUUUACCCGACCACCUUAAUCCCUUGAGUCAACAUAUCUGUGUUUUCACAGCGUUGUCCCCUUCGUUCUUUUUUUUAUCCGUCAAAAUACAUUUCUAGCAGCAAGUCAAGUUGAACAUCAGGUAUUGAUUCUCAGGUGCGUGUCUCUCCAUCGACUUUGUUCUCCUGGUGUUUCAGUAGUUUGAGGGAAGUCGUGGCGUCUGCUGGAGAGAGUGGAGAGGGAAGGAAUGAGCCAUUUAGGAGGAUUUCACCGCGCUUCUCUCUGUCCUCACAAAUCCUUUCACAAGAGCCAUCCAAUAGAACCACCCGCGUACGCCAUGUUACACCAACAAUCUGCUCCAUCUGCACUUCUUUUUGCCCCCUCCACCCUCUACGGACUGAGUUAUGACAUUCUCUCCAUGUCUCUGUGUUUGUGUGUUUAUUUAUUAUAAUGAUGUUAUUAGUGCAGCACAGCAUACUCUGUACACUGUCCAUAAGUGAAAAAUAAACUACUAUACUGUC